Molecule: messenger RNA, 2566 nt
Organism: Gasterosteus aculeatus aculeatus (three-spined stickleback)
Lineage: Eukaryota; Metazoa; Chordata; Actinopteri; Perciformes; Gasterosteidae
Gene: tfdp1a
Product: transcription factor Dp-1, a
Biological process (GO): regulation of cell cycle; regulation of transcription by RNA polymerase II
Cellular component (GO): nucleus; transcription regulator complex
Molecular function (GO): RNA polymerase II transcription regulatory region sequence-specific DNA binding; DNA-binding transcription factor activity, RNA polymerase II-specific
Source: RefSeq, a predicted model, not a curated record
CAGCAGGGGGCGCUACACGUGCGUUUGACGCCAUCUGGCAUCCAUGGGACGAGAGUUGUGGGCAUGAACCACACCGACUCGCGUGCUUUCGUCUCAUCGGUGCCGUCCAAUCAGACUUCGCUAAAUCGAGACACCGCCAAGAUCAGAUUGUGAGACGCGCUGCUGUAGCGAGGCUAGCGGCGCGAGCAUAGCGGAGGCUAACAGGCGACCUGCUAACUUGGGAAGUGCACCGGGGUCUGAAAAGUGUCAAAAAGAGGAAUACUUUCUUUUUUUAACCUGAAGCUCAACUCCUCCGGUCCUUUGGGAUCAUGGCUAAAGAUGUUGGUCUGAUAGAAACAAACGGAGAGCUGAAGGUUUUCAUCGAUCAGAAUCUGAGCCCUAGCAAAGGUGUCCUCUCUUUGGUAACUGUCCAGCCUACAGCUGUCCCCGUGGCCAAGCAGCUUCUACCCAAAACUCUUGGGCCGUCCAACGUAAACAUUGCUGCACAUAUGCCACACAUGGUGAUAGGAACCCCACAGAGGCCUACUGUAUCUAAUACCAUUUUGGUAAACAGUCCACAUACGCCCAGUUCGCAGUUCCUCACUCAGAGUCAACCAUCAGACGCCUCUCCCUGGUCAUCAGGAAAACGGGGUAAGAAAGGGGAAAAGAACGGGAAGGGCCUGAGGCAUUUCUCCAUGAAAGUAUGUGAGAAGGUGCAGAAGAAAGGAGUAACCACCUACAAUGAAGUGGCAGAUGAACUGGUUGCAGAAUUCAGCUCUGCGGACAGCCACAUGUCGCCCAAUGACGCACAUGUGUAUGACCAGAAGAACAUUCGGCGGCGUGUGUACGAUGCACUCAAUGUGCUUAUGGCCAUGAACAUAAUCUCGAAAGAAAAGAAGGAAAUCAAAUGGAUUGGCCUUCCCACAAACUCGGCGCAGGAGUGCCAAAACCUAGAGGUGGAGAGACAAAGGCGGCUGGAAAGAAUUAAGCAGAAACAAUCGCAACUUCAGGAGCUCAUACUGCAGCAAAUAGCUUUUAAGAACCUGGUUCAGCGGAACAGACAGACGGAGCAGCAAGCAAACAGACCUCCACCUCCCAACUCCAUCAUCCACCUCCCCUUCAUUAUCGUCAACACCAGCAAGAAAACGGUCAUCGACUGCAGCAUCUCCAAUGACAAGUUCGAGUAUUUGUUCAAUUUCGACAGCAUGUUCGAGAUCCACGAUGACAUCGAGGUGCUGAAGCGUAUGGGCAUGGCUUGUGGUUUGGAGGUGGGGAAGUGCUCUCCAGAGGAUCUGAAGGUUGCACGCAGCCUGGUGCCCAAAGCUCUGGAGCCCUAUGUUAUAGAGAUGGCAAAGGGUCCGAUCAGUAACGUCUACAUCACUGGAGGUUCCUCCGCAAAUGGAACCCGUUACCCUGCAAGCAGUGACGGCUGCACCGACGGUACCAUGGCCUCCAGCUCGAAUGACUCUCACUACAGCGGGUCCCGCGUGGAGACCCCAGUGUCUUACAUGGGGGACGAGGACGAUGAGGACGAGUACGACGAGAACGACGACGAAGACUAACCCGCCUGCGCCUCGCCACUCCCAACAAGCACAGUCCUUCAAACCACCGUCACCGCGGGGCAUUUAGACCCCUUUUGUGUUUGUGCUCCUUCGACCCUCCCACCCCCCCGUUUCUCAUGCCCGUAUUUCUGUCUGGCUUUCUCAGGGGUGUAGAUGAAUAUUGAAAGAACAGAGGUGUACGUUGCGACCGUCUUUUUUGUUACCGACCCUGCAAGGCGGCCUUCGGGCAGGUGUCGUCCAAGGGACUAUAGUCUGUGGCCCGGCCCCCCACGCCGAAGUCCUUUGUAUGUUUAACCCACUUCUCAAUAAGCCAUCCCACUUACUUAACCUCUGUAAAACCUGCUGUUGGAGAAUGUAUACCGUACCCGUUUGAAAAGUUAUCCCUACUACUUUGCAUUUGCGUAUGUCGAUGAUCAAAGUGUUCUGAGAUGGCCAAAGUGUCCUGUGUGUUCAUGCAACACGCGGAUUGUGAAUGACUAAUACAGUUGCCAUGGCAUCCCAGGAUGGGACUCCAUCAGAAGUGUUGAUACUUUUUUUGUUUUGUGUUCCCGGCAAUAAUUUGUUAGUUUCUUAACCUCCAUUGUGUUGGGUCGGCUUCCUUCUGUUCUGUAGGCAGCUUCUUUCCUGAUCUUGUUUGCUAGUAUUUUUUUAUUUUAUUUUUUUUUGUAUUCUGGAGUUCUCCAUCACCGCCCUGUCAACGCCUUGGUAGUGUUUACAAAAUGAUGGCACCAGCAAGGUAAAGACUUUUUUCAACCCAGGCUCCUAAUAGGUAAAUAAGCUUUGUUUGUGAAUUACGUAUAUGAAUCCUACGACGAUUGUAGCUUAUAGUAUCCUUUAGAGGCCAGUGGUAAAGAUAGAACGUACACAAUUAUUGAUGUAACAAAAUGUGUGGUUGCAUAGGUCUUUAUGUAUUCCCUUCAAAGAUCUCCCUUUUAAAACUUAGCAACACAUGUACUGACUCUUCCAAAAACCUUUUCUGUAAUCUAAUAUAAGUUUGCAAAUUAAAAUAUAGAUUGUUUUAAUAA